Molecule: messenger RNA, 1518 nt
Organism: Anopheles marshallii
Lineage: Eukaryota; Metazoa; Arthropoda; Insecta; Diptera; Culicidae
Gene: Ccn
Exons: 8
Coding region: 1-1518 (505 amino acids)
Biological process (GO): cell adhesion; signal transduction
Cellular component (GO): extracellular matrix
Molecular function (GO): heparin binding; integrin binding
Source: RefSeq, a predicted model, not a curated record
AUGUGGCUGUACAGUUGGGUCGGUUUCUUGCUGGGAGGACUUUCAGACAUCACGGCCUUUUCUAUCAACACGAAUAAUCAGAUUUACGAUCCACAAAUAGGAGUUAAUUAUGAUAGUUGCACGGUAGGGAACGGGACGUACUAUCACGGUGAAACGUUCAAGCUCGAUUGUCGAACACAGUGCGUUUGUCAGAAUGGUCGUCAUGCUUGUUCGACGUUGUGUCCACACGAGAACCUACCACCACCCGUUGACACCUCUAUUUGCAUUGCACCAAAGCUAGUGGAGCUCCCCGAUCAUUGUUGUCGGGUAUGGCUUUGUGAGCAGCCCGCAACCGAUGUGAAUGCGACCUGUUACAACUCGUCCACCACGCUGUGGUCACCGUGUUCCCAGAGCUGCGGUAUCGGGACGUCGACCAGAAACAUCACCACAACGCCCGGUUGCCAGAAGCUCAGCACGAUACGGCUGUGCGAGAAUCAUCGGUGCAACCGCCAGAGCAAUAAUUACUACUUCGCUGGUGACUAUGCUGCCGAGACCAAGCAGACCAUCGUUGACGUGGGAGCAGCUGACCGGGAGGAAGAUGGCACAACUGCGAGGGAAACGGAUCGUCGCAGUGUCACUAGCCACAAACAACGACUGUACGAGGGUACCAGUGGCUACCGUCCCAACAGUGUUUCUUUGCUCAAUGAAAACGAACAUCGAAGACGGAAGGGUCACGAGUGCCGAAGCAUUCAGCGAACGGCUUCCUCCCGGUUGCGGCUUGGUCCGUGCGUUUCGCGGAAGCUUUAUCGACCAAAAUCCUGCAGCCUGUGCCAGGAUUCCAGCAUGUGUUGUGUGCCUUCAAUAACCACUACUAUUAAGGUUGAAUUACUGUGCCCUUUGAACUCUGGCGAUCCAUUCGAUUUCAUCGAGCAUGGGUACGACCUGUGGGACAGUGCGUCGAUCGAUCCGCUCGACCAGGAGAUGCUGCAGUCACGCCAGAUCCACAUCGAGAACAAGUUCGUCGACGUCCAGUGGGUGCUGAAGUGCGAAUGCGGUCCAAAGAGCAAAAAUUGCCGCCCCCGGAAGUCAGCGGGAUCAUCACUGGGUGGUCAUCCCAGCAGAACGACAGAGCAACAGCAACAACGACGAUUGAGCUCAUCCGAUCCGUUACCAGUCGGCACAGCGGGUUCCACGGUAGAGCAGCAAAGCAACAGAACCGCAUAUCGAUCGCUGCAGGAGCAAGCACGUCCGCUUGCCAUUCAGGACGUGACCGGUGCGGAUCACCCGGGUGGAAGUGAUCCAACCGUCGACAACAAUGAUCCCGUCGACUAUUACGAUGGCAGCCCGGGCAUUCGGAAGGGCCACAAACAUGCGGGUCACCAUCGUUCGUCGGUGCAUCGGCGAUUGGUGCAUCGUGGGCCGCACCGCCGACAGCAGCACCAGCAGCACCGGCAGCAAGGUGCGUUCGGCAGCUGGAACGAUGCCAGUUCCAUUGCGGACGGUAGCGGGGAGUUGCUGAAGCGGGUUCAUCGAACAUAA